Messenger RNA from Cucumis melo (muskmelon), 1134 nucleotides. Its product is annotated as high mobility group B protein 1. Bases 353 to 865 code for a protein of 170 amino acids. The transcript has 8 exons. The record is from RefSeq and is a predicted model, not a curated record. NCBI's taxonomy places the organism in Eukaryota, Viridiplantae, Streptophyta, Magnoliopsida, Cucurbitales, Cucurbitaceae.
AAAGAUAAUUCCUUUCCGAUCGUAUUCAUCAUAUAUUCUUCCUCUUUAAUUUGUUUAUUUAUUAAAAUACCGGUCACUGGCUAUUGCCAGUAAGAGGUCGCUCUUCCGGGGCUCUCGUGUGGCGGUAACAGUUGCAUGUGUUACAGGUCGUUCCGGUUACUCUAAAUCAAUUCCCUUCUCACCCUGGGUUGUUUCUUUUGAAUUCUUUUCUCUUCUUCUAUUCUCUCUCUCUCUCUCUCUCUCAGUCUUUGAAAAAUCUCUGGUAUUGAUUCUCUUCUUUCCUUUCCGAUUCCUUUUGGAUCGGACGGCUUGCUUCAUCUAAGUUAUUUUGUACAGGUCUUUGCCUUUCAUAAUGAAGGGGUCCAAGGGUAAGGGAACAUCAAGGGUCUCCAAAGAAGCUUUGAAGCCAGUCGAUGAUAGAAAGGUUGGGAAGCGAAAGGCUGUUGUUAAAGCUGACAAGGGUACCAAACGACCAACAAAGAAAGAUUUGAAAGCCAAGAAAGAUCCCAACAAACCAAAGAGGCCUCCGAGUGCUUUCUUUGUUUUCCUUGAGGAGUUCAGAAAGGAGUACAAAAGGGAAAAUCCUAAUGUGAAGGCAGUAUCUGCAGUCGGAAAAGCUGGAGGAGAGAAGUGGAAAUCCUUAAGUCACGCUGAAAAAGCACCAUAUGAAGCCAAGGCAGCUAAGAGGAAGGCUGAAUAUGAAAAGCUUAUGAGGGCAUAUGACAGCAAGAAGGCCAGCGCAGCAGAUGACGAAGAAUCAGAGAGGUCAAAAUCUGAAGUGAAUGACGAGGAUGAGGCCAGUGAGGAGGAGCAUCAAGAAGAGGAUGAUGAGGAGGAGGAGGAAGAUGAUGAAGAUGAUGACUAAAUUGAAAGCCAACUUGUUUGUAUCGGCCAACCCAGCUGGUAGAGGGAGGAAGGUGACGUAUGUUCAUAUAUCUUUGCAUGCUUUCUGUUCAUUUUGUAUUUGUGUGCAACAUGAUAACGUGUCAGAAUAUCUUUACUUGUUUUAAUGGUCUCCUUCACUUUACAUCCCCUUUGUCAUAUUACAUUGUUAAAAUCUUGGGGGUAUUUUGGCCUUUCUUUUGAUAACCAAUAUGAAAUUAUCAAAUACAUCUUUUGGAAGCUGUACUUCAA